GCCCCCUGGAGGACAAAGCCAGAACCACAUCGAUGUUGUUGUUUUCCCCUCCACGCACGAAACCACGCGGGCCACAAACACACGCCUCUGCUUUCGUUGUGUGCAAAACUGCUCAUCGCAACUUGGAGCACACGUUGCUGCUUUCUGUUUGUCACCAAGCGGACAACAACUUCCUUCUCUCUCCGCCUGCUCGAGAGGAAAUGACGUCAUGGCGGAGGAGAAUAUAAAACCUGCUGCAGGUUUGAUGAGCUGUUUGCUGCUCACCUCCACCUUGCAGUGGCGCACCUGCACCUCGCUGCCUGCGCGCCACCCCAGCGCGCCAAACUCUGACGCCUGUCCCGCGCUCUUCAGAAGCCUCCUGCUCAACAUCACGGAACUUGUCAAAAGUGAGAUUCUGUGGCACGGCAUCACGUCAGAAACUGACGCCGUCAGCAGCCCGUCGGACACCGUACGCGCAUGCGCGCCCAACAUCCAGCUGAAUUCAAGCUGCAUGAUCAACAGGAAUUCCUCCUUCAGUAAGAGCGAGUGUCUGCUGAACAUGAAGAAGGACUUGCUUCACUAUCACGCCGUCAUCCAGUCCUACCUCAAGUCCACCCACAGGAGACCUAAAGAGCAAGAGGCGCUUUUCCUCCCCACCUUGAGAAGCAUCCAGAACCUGCAGCAGAAGUGUUCCCCGAUGGCAAAUAACGGACAAGACUUGGCAGAGGAGGAGGCGUACCAAAGGUGGGGCUCCAACCCCUUCACUAACAGACUUGAGAUGUGCAAGACCAUGAGAGGCUUCUACAUCCGAGCCAUCACCAUCAACAGAGCCAUCAGCUACAUCUCGGCCGCCCAUCACAGGAACUAAACGAUCCUGCUCGGCGUUGAUAUCAGUGCAAUCACCCUUGAAAAGUUCAAAGAAGCAAAGUAUCAGAAGUGAAAAAUGUCGGACCCUGUCUGACGAGAGCCUCGUACUAACACAAACCUCCCAUAAAAACAUUCCAGAAUUUCUCUGAACCGUGAGCUGGGUUUCCUUCUCGUGUUCCUGGUCCAGGUUGCUGCUGUAGGCAGGAUUUGCAAAGCUUCAUUUCUGCAGGGAAAAUGAGAAAAUAACUUCAGCUUCCAUGUAUUUAUUUUACUAGAGCGGCCUCUGCUGGCCAUAAUGGGAAACUACCUCACACUGAUAUUGAAACAAGUCAACAGUUGGCCAAUCUUUCCAAUAUUUGGGAAACACUUUUCUGUCACCACUCUAUUUAUUAUUAUCUAUUAUUAUCUUUCUAAAGUUGUAAUAAAGCACAUGUUGUGAAUCAA
Nerophis ophidion (straightnose pipefish) is the source of this 1290-nucleotide messenger RNA. It is a transcript of the gene il12a, whose product is annotated as interleukin 12a. The transcript is spliced from 7 exons. The record is from RefSeq and is a predicted model, not a curated record. The coding region runs from base 209 to 847 and encodes 212 amino acids. Gene Ontology annotation, biological process: immune response. NCBI's taxonomy places the organism in Eukaryota, Metazoa, Chordata, Actinopteri, Syngnathiformes, Syngnathidae. Gene Ontology annotation, molecular function: growth factor activity; interleukin-12 receptor binding. Gene Ontology annotation, cellular component: extracellular region.